AUGCACAGCGAAGAUUCAAGAUCAAAUCAUACGCAGUGCGGAAACGUAGCAAAUGAUAGCCAAGAGGUAAUUCAUGGAUUCAAACUCGUCAAAUCUAAAGAAUUUCCGCAAUAUAACUUUAUUGCGCGAAUGUAUGUUCACGAGAAGCAUGGGUGUCAAUUCCUCAACAUCGAAACGAAAGACAAUAACAAUACAUUUGCAAUUACAGUCAAAACAUUAUGUUUUGAUGACAGCGGCUCAACGCAUGUUUUAGAGCAUAUGGUUCUUCAUGGUAGCGAGAAAUACCCUAUCAAUGACGUAUUCAAUGAACUAGAAAAACGUUCAAUCGCUUCAUAUAUGAAUGCAUCUACGUAUUUUGACUGGACACAAUACCCGUUCACAACACAAAACGAAAAGGAUUUCCAUAAUAUACUCGAUGUCUACAUGGAUGCUGUCUAUCACCCACAACUUAGCGAAAAUAAUUUCUUGGUCGAGUGCCAUCAUUUAGAGCCAUCCGAUCUCAACGAUCCCAACUCCCAAUUAACACAUUGUGGAGUAGUUUACAACGAAAUGGCUGGUGUUUUAUCAUCAGAAUCAGAAUAUUAUUCAGAAAAGCUUCGUGCAGCAUUAUUAUCCGACACUCCAUACAGAUUCAUCUUUGGCGGUGAACCAUCAUCAAUUGCCAAGAUGACUUUAGACGAUUUAAAGAGCCAACACAAAAAAUAUUAUGCUCCAUCGAAUUCUUUGUUUUUCCACUACGGAUCCUUCGACAAAGUCAAAAUUUUCGAACAUGUUAACAGUUUCUUAUCAAAAAUCGAACCAGUUCAUGUAGAAUUUCCAAUUGAAAAUUUAAUCCAGCCAAAAUGGUCAGAACCGAAGCGCAUUGAGAUAGAAGGUCCAAUGGGAACAAUGGGUGAUGAUUCCAAGAAGAUCAAGUCGACAAUUCAAUGGCUAAUUGGAGAUUGUUCCGAAGAUCAGUUAUAUUAUGACUUAUACGUCAUAGAUGCAUUGCUUACAGGAUCCUGUGCAGCCUCUCUUUAUCAGAAGCUCAUUAAGUCCCAAAUUGCGGUUGCAUUUCUCGAAACAGGUCCAGAUUCAUCGAUGAAAAACCUGACAUUCCACAUUGGCGUUGAAGGACUGACAGAAGACAAUUUAGAGUUGUUCCACGACACAGUUAUGGAAACGCUCCAAGAAAUUGUCAAAAACGGUUUUUCAAAAGAAUUAAUUGCUUCUGCCCUUCAUUCCAUUGAAAUUACUGAGCGCAGGAUCUCGGGAAAUUUCGGCAAGAGGCUCCUCAACUCAAUGACGAGCGAGUGGGUCAUGGGUCUCGAUCCAUUUAAAGUCAUGGAUGUUACAAAGUAUUUGGAAGAUUUGAGGGAAAGAAUCGAGUCGAACGAAAACUAUUUGGAAAACAUUGUUGACAAAUAUCUCUUGAACAACAAGUCAAGAAUACAUUUCGUAAUGAGACCUGUUAAGAAUUUCAUCGAAGAUAGAAAUAAAAAAGUGCAAAAUGAAUUGAAUGAUUUACAAAAUACGUUAUCUGAUGAAGAGAAACUGAAAAUUGUUGAAACAGCGAAAAAACUGAAGAAACAUGUUGAAGAACCGAAACCAUUGCAUCUAUUACCAUCUGUUAAACCAAAAGAUAUCGAAAGAUCAUUAAUUCCAUUGACGAUGUCAAAAGAAAAUGGAAUUUGGGUGUUUGAAGUUCCUACAAACGGUAUCGUUUACGGGCGUAUCAGAUGUGAAGUGAAUUUGAAUGAUCUUUUGAUACGAGACACGAGAAUUUUUGCCAAUUGUUUUGCAGCGAUAGGAUGUGGAGAUUUAGAUGAUGAACAAUUCAGUAUACAAGAAGAUCUUUAUACAGGAGGUCUCGUGCCAAGUGUUGUUGUUGAUACUGAUACAACUUCAAAAGAAGAUAAUCCGAAAUUAUAUGUAAUUUUGUCUUUUUCGUGUUUGGAAAGAAACAUUGAAAAAACUUUGUCACUUUUACGAUCAGUUCUUUUUGAACCAUAUUUAGAAAACAAAGAACAGAUCAUUGCAUUGACAAAUAUGUUGGCAAGUGAAUAUACUGAUGAUAUCAUGGAUUCCGGAUCUACUUUCGCUUCAAUUUGUUCUCAAUCGAAAUUAAGAAGAUCUUCUGCAAUUGAAGAAAUUAUUGAAGGUGUCACGUUUCUUAAACGCAUCACUUCACUUACGGAAUAUGAAGACAACCAUGACGAGAUUGUUCAAAUCGUUAGUGACUUUUAUCACAAUGUGUUUAGGAAAGGAAAAUUCGAUGCUUCUUUGAAUUGCGAAAAGAAAAACGCUGAAAUUUUGAAACCAAAAAUUUUUGAGUUACUUCAAGAAUUGAACAAAGGAACUGACAUGGAAAGUCUUCAGUCAGAAAGUAGAUAUGAUUUGAUUGACGAGUUCAUUGACCAACAAAAUGAAUUCGCAAAUAAUUUCAUCGAAAUCGACACUUCAACUAAUUUUACAAGUGUCUCAAAAAUUGCUCCAUUAUUCAAUGAAGAUUUGUCAAUUGCUACAACAGUGCUUGCAAAACUUCUUGAAGGAGAAAUCUUCUACCAAGAUGUCAGACUGAAAUUGAAUUCUUACGGAGCAAUCGCAAGCUACAAUUCUGUCAAAGGAACAUUCACUUUGUCUUCGUACAGAGAUUCGAAUUGUCAAGGAGUUAUUAAAGCAGCACAUGACUGUUUGGUUAAAGUCAAAAAUGGAGAAUUUACUGAUGAAAUGGUUGAUAGAGCAAUUGUCCAAUUAUUCACUGCUUUAGAUAAACCUGUGUCUCCUUCAAUUCGUGGUUAUUAUCUGUUUAUGGGUAACUAUAACCAGGAAGACAAAGCAAAGAGAAGAUUGAAGUAUUUGGAUGUAAAGAAAGAUGAUUUGAUUGAAGCAGCCAAAUAUUUGCUGGAAAUGGAAGAGAGAAUAACAGUUCUUGGAAAUAUUUCUGUGUCUCAACCUCCUGAUGACUUCUUAAUAGAAAAAUUAGCUGAUAAUGAUGAAUCUACUACUGAAAAUUAA
Trichomonas vaginalis G3 is the source of this 2997-nucleotide messenger RNA. Its product is annotated as presequence protease family. Bases 1 to 2997 code for a protein of 998 amino acids. The transcript has a single exon. Lineage: Eukaryota; Parabasalia; Trichomonadida; Trichomonadidae. Gene Ontology annotation, molecular function: metal ion binding. Gene Ontology annotation, biological process: protein processing. The record is from RefSeq and is a predicted model, not a curated record.